GAUACAAAACAGGUCUGGGCUACAAAAGUAUGGCAGCUGCUGAGGCGGGGGUGGUAUCGUCGUCAUCCUUGAAACCAGACACAGCCCCAGUCCCCAAAAGUGCAGGAAUGGCUGCAGCCACGGCCGCCACAUCCUCAGCGAUGGCUGCAGCCGCGGCGGUUGCGUCCAGGAGCGGAUCCGAAGCCAGGGUCUCCAAGCCCGCGUUGGCUACUAAGCUGCUGUCCCUGAGCGGCGUGUUCGCCGUGCACAAGCCCAAAGGGCCCACUUCAGCCGAGCUGCUGAAUCGGCUGAAGGAGAAGCUGCUGGCAGAAGCUGGAAUGCCUUCUCCAGAAUGGACCAAGAAAAAGCAGACUUUGAAAAUUGGGCAUGGAGGGACCCUAGACAGUGCAGCCCGAGGAGUCCUGGUGGUUGGAAUUGGAAGGGGAACAAAACUGUUGACCAGUAUGUUGUCAGGGUCCAAGAGGUAUAUUGCCACUGGCGAACUGGGGAAAGCUACUGACACGCUAGAUUCUACAGGGAAAGUAACAGAAGAAAAACCUUACGAUAAAAUAACACAGGAAGAUAUUGAAGGCAUUCUACAGAAAUUUACUGGGAAUAUAAUGCAAGUACCUCCCCUCUAUUCUGCAUUAAAGAAAGAUGGACAGAGACUUUCAACUUUGAUGAAGAGAGGUGAAGUAGUAGAAGCAAAACCUGCCAGGCCAGUUACCGUGUACAGUCUUUCCCUUCAAAAAUUCCAGCCACCAUUUUUCACAUUAGAUGUUGAAUGUGGAGGAGGUUUUUAUAUCAGAAGCUUGGUCAGUGACAUUGGCAAAGAACUGUCUUCCUGUGCCAAUGUGCUGGAGCUGACCCGAACCAAACAGGGACCCUUUACCCUGGAGGAGCAUGCCCUUCCCGAAGACAGAUGGACAAUUGAUGACAUUGCACAGUCUCUCGAGCAGUGCUCAUCCCUUCUCCCAGCAGAGAUGGCACUUAAAAAGUCAAAACCUGAGGAGUCUAGUGAGCAAGUUUUGAGCUGUGAGUACAUAACUCUAAGUGAGAUAAAGGGAGAAGAUGAUGUAAUUAAGACAUUUUAAGUUUGGCUUGGGAUUGUCUUCAUUUCCUGGUUGAUAUUUGAAUCCUGUGUGCAGAAUGACAAGCUGUGUGCCAAGACAAACGAUUCUUUUUUUUUUUUUUGCAUGAAGAAAAAUGUCCAUCAUUUAUGGUUUCUACGGUGCACAAUUUAUGUGCUGUACAUUAUAAAUAGCCUUGCAGUUGUUCAGUUCUUGCUGUACUAUAGAAUGUUCUUCUAGGAUGUUAUGUUGUUGUUAGAUUGGAUUCAGGAAAAUCAACUUUCUGAUUUUGAUCUCUCAUCAAAGUCUUUUCCUGUGAAAAAGUUGACCACAUUUUCUAAUCAGAGGAAAAAAAAUGAGCUAAAUGUUUCUUUGGUGUGACAAAGUGAAUGUAUAUUAGUUUCUUUGGCUUUAUUUUGGCUUCCUCGUGACUCUGGUUAUUGAAAUUCCUUAACUAUGUUGGAAAAAGCCAUUAUUUAACUCAUGUUUUAGAGAGUUUAUGAUUAUUAAGAACAUUUCUUUGAUAAGGCUGCACCUAUCUUGGUAAUAGCUGUGUUUGUUUAGAUCUUAGAAGCUAAUAAACUUCUAUCGUAAAUAUUUGUAGAUGAACCAAAUUAUUGCUGCUACCACUAAUGGAAUGUAAAUAGAAGACUAAAUGUUUAAUUAAAUUCACCUCUACUCUCCCAUUAGCAGGACAGCUCCUAUGGCUUAUGUUUUGGCAGCUAUGAGAUAGUUUCCUGGUAAUUUAAUCAAUAUAGUCGACCACCCUGUACCAAUUUACUAAAUAACCUAAUUAAAAAAAAUUAAGCUAAAGAAUGCCUUCAAUGAAAAACUUCUUUUCUUUAUUCUUUAGUACUUAUUUAUACAUCUUUAUAGGGUAUUAAUCCCCAUGAUAUUUUGCUUUCAAUUUGCUCUUUCAAGUGAUGUUUAUAGAUGCUGAGAUUGCUGCCCUGCAUUUCCAGUUAAUCCCUUCUGCUCUAAAUGUUUAAAAACAGUUAUUCUCAAACGUUUUCAUUCAGGUAGCCUACUGAAAGUUCCCUGUCCCUCUUUACCAUAGUUUUGAAAACAGUCAUGUUCUGAAAUAGUAAAGUUCAUAUGUAAUGAGUGCUUCAUAUUUUUGUUAUAGGAAAGCAAUAUAUAAUGCAGCAUCUGUAGAAAUUUUCAAAUCCCGCUGCAUUUAUCCAAAUAAAUAGUUUCAAAAGGAAGACUUGUUAAAUUUUUCAUCAUAUAAGAGUUUUUACAUUUUUAUGGAUUGUCUUUCUUUUAAAGGUGGUUGCUUUGCAACCUCUAACUUAUAAAUUUUAAAUAUGUAGACAAACGUGAUCUUAUUUGUGGUUAACCUAAUAUAAACUCAGUAUAAAAAGUUAUAUGCUUCAAUAGAGCACUUUCAGCGUAUUGGCAACAUUUUUCAAGUGGAAAUGGAAAUAUUAAAACAUUCUUAGUAUGACACAGAAAAUUAUAAAGAAGAGUUAAUUAUCAUAAUGCCUUAAAUAAAACACCAAACACACAAAGUUGUAACUUGAAGCUUUUACAGUUUUACAUAUUCAUAUCUAGUGCCCUGCAGUUUGUGUAACCAAAGGUGGCAGUGGCUGCCUCUUUCUGUUGGAAUGGCACAGGUUACAGUAUGUCUUCAUACACUGCCAGCUAAGGUCCAAGUAGAGGAAUAUAAAACAACUAGGGCCUCUCUGCUCUAUUUCUUAACUUAAAAUUUAACAUGUAUAAUUUACUAAUGGAGAAGAGUAUAAAUUUUUUGAAAAGACAAGUGACUUUUUAAAAUGGUACCCAAUCUUUUUCUUUUAUUGAAAACAUUGAAGAAAAUGUUGCCAAAUGAAAAAAUUACCAAAUCCUCACCAUCCUGAUACAGUGACUUCAGAACUUUAAUUUCGUAUUUUUCUUUUCCCUUCUUUUGUUCACAUAAUUACAGUCUGAAGACACCUAUACUUUUUUAUUGACUAUUUUUUUAAUUUCAUCUUCUUUUACUAUUUGUAUUUAGUUUUGACAAUGAUUAUUUUAAUCAUAUUACUUCAGUUUGUUUAAACCAUUUCUCUAUUGCUGAAUACUUAGGUUAUUUUCAAUUUUAUUAGGGUAAGUUCCUGGGAGCAGGAUUAUUAAAUGGAAUAAUAGGAACAAUUUAAUUUUCCUUAAUGAGUUUGCCUUAUUGCUUUCCCAAAGAGUUGUAACAUUUUACAGUGUCAUCAUUUGAGUAUGUCAGUUCACUAAAAGUCUACAGCUUUGGGUGGGGGAUUUAUAUGUCGUUGCUCAUUUAGUAAGUUAUACAGGUUCAGAGUUGCUCUGAUUUGCCUUUGUGUGACUUUUUCACAUACUUUGUUCACUUAUGUAAAUAAAUGUCUUAAUUGUUUCUUUAUA
This is a messenger RNA of Balaenoptera musculus (blue whale), 3416 nucleotides long. It is a transcript of the gene TRUB1, whose product is annotated as TruB pseudouridine synthase family member 1. Gene Ontology annotation, cellular component: mitochondrion. The record is from RefSeq and is a predicted model, not a curated record. Lineage: Eukaryota; Metazoa; Chordata; Mammalia; Artiodactyla; Balaenopteridae. Gene Ontology annotation, biological process: mRNA pseudouridine synthesis; tRNA modification. Gene Ontology annotation, molecular function: RNA binding; pseudouridine synthase activity.